CCAAACACGCGGAGUAUUUCGUGUUCCUUUGCCCGCGUCCACCAUGGCAUCAACCGAGGAAAUAGCUGUCUCCGCGCUUGUUUACGAUUAUCUCCUGAAAAAGGAUGCGAGUCUCGCCAAAGUGUUCCAGAAGAAGACGAAUGCACUGGCCCUGCCGAAGGGUUCCCCAGGUAUCCUGGACGUGCUGAAGCACUACCAGAAGACCUCCCAGAAGAAACUCACAAUAAAGCCCACGUCGAAGCCCAACGACUCUGACUCGAGUUCCUCGAGCGAAGACGAGGCGCCGGCUAAGCCCCAGCUAAACGGUACGACAAAGGCCCAGAAGAAGCCAGCCUCCUCCUCAGACUCCGACUCAUCAGACUCCGAGGAGGCGAAGCCAGCUGCGAAGGUGGUCCCCAAGAAGCCCCAGUCGCCAGUGAAAACACCAGCAAAGCCAGCGAAGAAGGAGUCAGACUCCUCAGAGGACAGCUCCUCCGAGGAAGAGUCAAAGCCAUCAAAACCAGCAGCAAAAGCUGCAGCCAAACCUGCAGCUAAGCCAGCCAAGCCAGCCCCCAAGGACUCCUCUGACAGUUCCUCUGAGGAAGAGGACCCGAAGCCCAUCAACUCGUCCCCAGCAAAGCCAACAGCUGCCAAAGUCCCAGCGAAGAAACAAGAGUCCUCGAGUGACUCGUCAGACUCUGAAGAGGACUCGAAGACGAAAGCUGUGGCUAAAACUCCACUAAAGCCCCAGGCGAAGAAGCCAGCUGCUGAGGAGUCGUCUGAUGACAGCUCCUCGGAGGAAGAGGCAGUCGUCAAGAACGCCCCAAAGGUAUCAACUGGGAAGGCAAAGGUUCCAGUGAAGAAGGAGGACUCGUCUGAUUCAGAAGAGGACUCCUCCGAGGACGAGAAGCCAGUCAAGACACCUGUGAAGGCGCCUGUCAAGGCUGCAAAGAAGGCGGAGAGCAGUGACAGCAGUGACUCUGAGGAGGAGCCACCGAAGAAGGCAGUAGCUGUGAAAACACCUGCUAAAGCUGCAGCUAAACCCCCAGCUAAGGAGAAGAGUGACGAGUCCAGUGAUGAUGAUUCUGACGAUGAGCCUGCGAAGAAGCCAGUAUCACCCAAGAAGGCACCAGCCAAGAAGGAGGAAUCAGACUCCAGUGAUUCUGAUUCUGAGGAGGAGGCGAAGCCCCCGGUGAAGAGUGUGAAGAAGGCGGUGAAGAAAGAGGAGUCGAGUGAUGACUCCAGUGAGGAGUCUGAGGAGGAGAAGCCCAAGGCUGCGGUGAAACCUCCGCCUGCCAAGAAGACGAAGAAGGAGGAGAGCGAGGAAUCCUCGGAGGAGGAGGAGACCCCUCCGAAGAAGACCCCUGCGAAGAAGAAGGAGGAGAGCGAGGAGUCUGAUAGUGAUGAGGAGCCUCAGCAGACAUCUGUCAAGAAGAAACCGGCACCUGGGGAGAAGAGGAAACGGGAGGAGAGCGACGAGACCCCACAGAAUAAAUUCAAGAAGAAUGAUUACAGUAAUUUUGUGAAAGGAGGGAUGAAUGGGGAUAAGUCCCAGAAAAAUACACCAUUCAGACGUGUUAAGGACGACGAGAUAGCGGUGCCAUCAGAGCUAGCUAAUAAUUCCUUCGAGGCUAAGAGAGGCGCACGUGGCUCGUGGGGAGAAAAGGCGAAUCUUGACCUGAAGUACACAAAGGGAAAAUCCUUCAGACACGAGAAAACGAAAAAAAAACGCGGUGCAUACCGAGGCGGACAGAUUGACGUAUCCGUCAAUUCAAUUAAAUUUGACGAUUAAUAGCCUCUCAAUUAUCCCUGUUACGUACGUUUUAAUGGCUGUUUAAAAUCCCCAUUCGCGAUAACUCUUUGGAUGUCAAAGCUACCAAUAAGUCGACGUAUUUCGAAUCACAUUUUGACACAUAAAAUUUAUUCACUAUUCCACGUAGAGACAGUGAGGUGCAGUGUGGAGAACAUUCUAGUUUUUACGAUCUAUUUUUUUUAUUAGUUAUAUCAGGAGUUUAUUCAAGUUAUUCGGUAACUUGGUGUGUAGGUAAUUAAUGACUAUCGGAGUUCUUUUUAUGCUUGAAAGAGCAACUCGUAUGCGUAAUCACAUGUGACUACAGAAAUAAUUUACAUAUUUGAAGUAAAAAAUGAAAUAAAUGAGAAAAAAAAUGCAAAUUAA
Molecule: messenger RNA, 2155 nt
Organism: Diachasma alloeum
Lineage: Eukaryota; Metazoa; Arthropoda; Insecta; Hymenoptera; Braconidae
Gene: Nopp140
Product: nucleolar protein dao-5
Exons: 4
Coding region: 44-1771 (575 amino acids)
Source: RefSeq, a predicted model, not a curated record